UAUAACGCAAUCAUUUAGACUUUGCUCGAAAAAAACAAAUGUCAAAUAAUUUUCCUCACCGCUUACAUUUUUAAACAAUUAAAGUCAGAAGUUAAAGAAUACCGAGUUAAUAACAUUGAAGAACUCUUUUUUAAAUUUAACAAGGAAUUGCAUUACAACUACAAUUCGUAAAGGAUUAACGAGAACAGAUAAGACAAUGAAGACAGCUGUGAAUUUAAAAACCCCAACAAUCGACAUUAACGAAGUUUCCAGAUACAAGGAAGUUAGCGAUAUUUGGUGGAAUACCUCGGGAAAAGUAAGAGGACUUCAUUCGCUAAAUAGAAUCCGAGUACCACUUGUUACUGACGCAAUAGUGAAGAAUGGACACAAAAUAUCUGAUCCUUCUCAACCUCUGAAGGGAAUUUCGAUCAUAGAUGUGGGUUGUGGUGGUGGAAUUCUAACAGAAGCUUUAGCUCGUACAGGUGCUACUAUGACAGGGAUUGAUCCCUCACUGGAAUUGAUUAUGGUUGCAAAAGAACACGCUUCACUAGAUUCUUCUCUAUCAAAGAAUUUAAAUUAUAUUCAAACUUCAGUUGACGAACUUGUUCAAACAAAUACAAAAAAAUAUGACGCUGUUGUUUCUUCCGAGGUUUUGGAACACGUCAUGGAUCAAGAAAUGUUUAUUAAAUACUGUACAGAAUUAUUGAGACCUGGUGGAGUAAUCAUUUUGACGACAAUAAAUAAGACUUUCAUUUCUUGGUUCUGGGGAAUAAUUGUAGCCGAAUAUAUUUUAAAAUUUAUACCAAAAGGAACUCACGAUUGGAAUAAAUUUAUUUCACCAAGUGAUACACAAGGAUUAUUGAAAAAGUAUAAUUGCGAAACUACGUCACUUCAAGGAAUGGUUUAUAAUCCAUUGAAGAAUGUGUGGAACUGGUCGUCAUGGACUUCCAUUUUUUACGCGAUUCAAGCGAUUAAAAAAGUGGAUUAGUAUAGAUUUAAUAAAAAAUAUUACAGAGGUCACAGUUUGUUACCUAUUCACUUUUCUGGGUGUAUUUACGAUAAGCCCAACUCUCGGAUUUACGUGCAACUCCGUAUGGGUCAAAAUUCAAAAUGGCGGAUCCAAUCUGGCGGACAUAUACUGUUCUACGCCAUUUCUCAAUUUAGUUCGAUACCUAAUUUUGAAUUAAUUAUAAUUCUUAUUCAUUCUUGUUUGAUUGAAAAUUGUAUUAAAAUAAAUAUAAUAAUAAUAACUUUUAGAAAUUCUAACAAAUAAACAUUCGAACUAUUUAUAA
Molecule: messenger RNA, 1271 nt
Organism: Leptopilina heterotoma
Lineage: Eukaryota; Metazoa; Arthropoda; Insecta; Hymenoptera; Figitidae
Product: ubiquinone biosynthesis O-methyltransferase, mitochondrial-like
Exons: 5
Coding region: 197-967 (256 amino acids)
Biological process (GO): ubiquinone biosynthetic process
Molecular function (GO): 2-methoxy-6-polyprenyl-1,4-benzoquinol methyltransferase activity
Source: RefSeq, a predicted model, not a curated record